Lodderomyces oxycetoniae is the source of this 2313-nucleotide messenger RNA. RefSeq names its product Opt7p (gene OPT7). Gene Ontology annotation, cellular component: plasma membrane. Bases 1 to 2313 code for a protein of 770 amino acids. The transcript has a single exon. NCBI's taxonomy places the organism in Eukaryota, Fungi, Ascomycota, Pichiomycetes, Serinales, Debaryomycetaceae. The record is from RefSeq and is a predicted model, not a curated record. Gene Ontology annotation, molecular function: oligopeptide transmembrane transporter activity. Gene Ontology annotation, biological process: transmembrane transport.
AUGUUAAAGCAACAAGAUGGUGAUGUUAAAACUUUGGAAAUCGAUGAUGCAGGCACUACUAGUGAGCAUAACAUUGAGAGUAUAGGUACAAGAUCUACACGGGAGGUAUCCAAGAGUGAUGAUGAUAAUGAUGAUGAAAAUAACCUGAUACUGGCGGAACUAGAUCCGGAUAUUGCAGAGUUACCAAAAGUUGUGAGAGAAGUAGUCUCCUUUCAGAAUGAUCCUAGUACUCCAAUUCUAACGUUUCGGUAUUUCAUUCUUUCGAUAAUUUUCAUUAUACCGGGUGCAUUUAUCGAUACAAUGAACUCAUAUAGAACCACUUCUGCGGCAUACUCGAUUUUUUUCGUACAAGUGGCUUCACAUUGGUUUGGAAAAUGGCUAGCCAAAGUUCUACCUAAUAAAACGAUCCAUCUUGGUCGCUUUUUCAAAUUCAACUUAAACCCUGGUCCAUGGACCAUCAAAGAAACUGCAAUGGUUACAAUAACGGCAAGUUCAGGAGCAACUGGAAGUUUAGGCACAAAUGCAUUAUCCUUAGCGGAGAUUUACUACGGGGAAACCGUUAAUCCAGCAGUAGCAUUAUUUUUCAUGUGGUCAAUCGUCUUUGUUGGUUAUUCUUAUGCCGGAAUAGCAAGAAAUUUCUUGCUCUAUGAUCCACAAUUUGUUUGGCCACAAGCAUUAAUGCAAACUACUCUAUUCCAAACUCAGGAUAAGUCAGAUCGGGACUCAAUACAAGGCUCAAAACAAAUGAAGGUUUUUUUUUGUGUCUUGGUUGGUGUUUGCAUAUGGCACUUUUUUCCUGAAUAUAUAUGGCCCAUGACUUCUUCUUUAGCGUUUUUAUGUUGGGUUGCUCCUGAAAACUAUGUUGCUAAUUUCAUUGGUUCGGGUUUGGGUGGUAUGGGCUUUAUGAAUAUCACUCUCGAUUGGUCAAACAUCACCUCGUCUAUAAUGUUGUACCCAUAUUGGGUGCAAGUUGUCCAAUUUAUUGCAUUUGUAAUAAGUGCAUGGAUAUUGAUUCCACUGGUUAAAUGGGGCGGACUAUCCAACUACAAAUACGGGUUAAUGUCAAAUAGUUUAUUCAUGGCCAAUGGUACAAAAUACCCGACUCAAGAGUUAUUGACAUCCGAUUUACAAUUGAACGUAACUCGAUAUGAAGAGUUGGGUCAUGUACACUUGGGCGCUCAAAGGGCUUGGAACAUGUUUUUCGAUUAUGCUGCUUAUGUUUCUGGAUUUGUUUGGGUUGUUGUGUUUGGAUAUUCUAGUUUAUCUUCAUCGUUUAAAAAAUUGGUCAAAUCAAGGAAAACAAAGGGAUCGUUGAGUUUACAGUAUACUGACCGAUUGAAUAAAAUCCAAUCUGCUUAUAAGGAAGUCCCCUUAUUCUGGUAUCUUAUUCUUUUCCUUUGUUCUUUUAUCACUUUGUUGGUUAUACUUGCAACAAAGAAGUUGUUUAUGCCAUGGUGGUGUCUUAUCAUUGGGUUAGUAUUUGGAUCCAUUAUUGUUACUCCCUUAGCAUGGCUUUAUGCAUUGUCUAAUUUCCAAUUAGCCAUAGGUACAUUCAACGAGUUGUUAUAUGGAUAUAUGAUUCAAACCCAAUCCUCAAGGCACCCUGCAGGAGCUACGGUGUACGGUGCAAUAGCGGGAGAUGCGUGGUAUAGAGCUCAGUAUAUUUUACAGGAUCAAAAAAUCGGUCAUUAUAUGCAUUUACCACCUAAAGCAGUAUUCUUUUCACAAAUAUUUGGCGAAUUGAUUGGAGUGCCUAUAAAUUACGCAGCUUUAAGAUGGGUCUUGUCUUCGAAAAUGGAAUAUUUAAAUGGGACUAAAGUAGAUCAUUUACAUCAAUGGACAGGGCAAGCGAUUGUUUCAUAUCACACUAAUGCCAUCCAGUACGUUGUAUUGGGGCCGUCUCGAUUAUUCAAGAAUUAUCAAGUGCUACCAUAUGGUUUCUUGGUUGGUGCUAUAGCUCCGAUUGUCAUCUAUGCAAUGUAUCGACUCUUUCCGAAAUCAAAACUCAAGUUCAAUUUAUGGAACACUACUGUUUUUUUCUCAACAAUGUCAACUUUUUAUGGCAAUAUAUCAACUGGACCAUUUUCUCAAUUUAUUGGUGGUACCAUAACUAUGUUUUAUGCAUAUAGAUAUAAACAUAAAAUAUGGAAAAAAUACAACUAUCUAGUUGCAGCGGCAAUUGAUACAGGAUACAAUCUAGCCGUCUUGUUGAUUUUCAUUUUUUUCUCAGCAGGUAAAACGGUGUUGAUGCCCAAUUGGUGGGGGAAUAAUGAGAAAAGUAUUGAACGAUGUUUUGCAUUGGCAAAGAAAUAA